This is a messenger RNA of Alosa alosa (allis shad), 2920 nucleotides long. RefSeq names its product E3 ubiquitin-protein ligase NRDP1-like. Lineage: Eukaryota; Metazoa; Chordata; Actinopteri; Clupeiformes; Clupeidae. Gene Ontology annotation, molecular function: zinc ion binding; ubiquitin protein ligase activity. Gene Ontology annotation, biological process: ubiquitin-dependent protein catabolic process; protein polyubiquitination. The record is from RefSeq and is a predicted model, not a curated record. The transcript is spliced from 7 exons. Bases 591 to 1472 code for a protein of 293 amino acids.
GUACGACACUAACCGCUUCCAGGGGCAUGUGGAUGAAGACCUGUUGUGCCCCAUCUGCAGUGGUGUGCUGGAGGAGCCCGUACAGAGAUGCUCUCCUUUCGUGGAUUUAAUGCCGGACAGAUCAGAAUGGGCAAAACUGUGUAUCAAAGCUUCAAACAGAAUGUCCGGGUCGUCCGACAGAUGAGUAGAAUCCACAUGAAGAGGGAGCAGGAAGGACAGGAGGGAGACAGAUCAGCUUUCAUAGAGAUGCAGUAGCACAGGAUAGGAGGGGAGAGGAGAGGAGAGUUGCAGAGAGAAGGAAGAGGAUGAGAAGAAGUGGUAGGGGGAUGGCUUUUCCCUUGCAGAUUUGAGUGCAAGGCUAAGUUGUCCUUGAGCAGCUCGAUGAGACGUGACGAUGAGCUAUUCGGAUGCAAGACAUGUUUGCUCCAAAAUAUUUCCACAACCUGAUGGUGGACAGGUAUGAGAUAAGUUAAGAGAGAGCACAGCUAUUCCCUGAUGAUUGAUUGGCAGACUGCUUGGAAGGAUACCCUGUGUGAUAAAAGACUGACAGGCUUUAUCGCGUAGAAUAACAAGAGCGCAAACACCCAGAGAUGCUUCCGCUGCAGGCCACGGACUGCGAGCACGCCUUCUGCAAUGCCUGCAUCACCCAAUGGAUCUCCCAGCAGAGCACCUGCCCCGUGGAUCGCUCCCAGGUCACGCUGGCCCAGCUGCAGCCGGUGCCCCGCAUCAUGCGCAACAUGCUGUCCAAGCUGCAGCUGAGCUGUGACAACAGUGCCUUCGGCUGCACGGCCGUGCUGCGACUCAGCCAGCUGCAGUCGCAUCUCAGGGAGUGCGAACACAACCCCAAGAAGCCAGUCAUGUGUGAGCGAGGCUGUGGGCUGGAAAUUCCCAAGGAUGAGUUGUCCCAACACAACUGUGUGGGGCACCUCCGCACUUUGGUUCAGAAGCAGCAAGGCAAGAUCGCAGAGCUGGAGAAAACGGCCUCAGAACACAAACACCAACUGGCUGAGCAGAAACGUGAUAUCCAGUUACUGAAGGCCUACAUGCGAGCCCUUCGCACGACCAACCCCAGCUUACAGAACCUGGAGGAGACCAUUGAGUACAAUGAGAUUCUAGAGUGGGUGGGUUCAUUGCAGCCAGCUCGUGUGACCCGAUGGGGAGGCAUGAUCUCCACGCCCGACGCUGUUCUACAGGCAGUCAUCCGACGCUCGCUGGUAGACAGCGGCUGCCCGCCGUCCAUCGUUGGCGAUCUGAUCGAGAACGCCCACGAGCGGAACUGGCCCGGCGGACUGGCCACGCUGGAAACGCGGCAGAUGAACCGCCGCUACUACGAACUGUACGUGGCUAAGCGCAUCCCGGGAAAACAGGCAGUGGUGGUGUUGGCCUGUGAGAACCAACACAUGGCUGAAGACAUGAUCCUUGAGCCUGGUCUCGUCAUGAUCUUUGCCCAUGGAGUGGAGGACAUUUUGUAGUCUGGGUGCAAUAGUAACGUAGGCCAUCACUUGGACGUUGAAGUAAAACUGAAUAAGGUAUUAGUUUAACACGUGUUGGAAGAUACUGGAGGACAGUCUGACGUUCUAGUCACUCAGUUGAUUAUGUGAUUAUGCUGCAAGUUUGUGGUUUAGAUUUGCAGUUAACUCUGUCUCUCCAUUUUCAACACCAGACGAAAUGACUGACUCAGAGGAAAUGCUCAUGUUGUUUUACCUUAUAUAGACUGGGGAUACAUAGAAAACAGUUUAUGUUGCAUGGGGUGAGAACUUGAUCAUGUUAGCAUGAAAUGCAGAAAUGUUGUGGUGGAAGUGUCUGAACUGAAGUUCACAUAUCACUAACACUAACACUCACACACUCACAAACACACAGAGACAUAAAUAACCCCAGCAACUUUUCUGUAUUUGUGUAAAAUUCCCUAACGACAUUAACACAAGACUCUGAAGACAGGACUCUGCUGUGCUGUGAAAAAAGCAAGAGGGUUUGAGCAUUUGAAGCUGCUGUGACCAUGGUCAUGUUGAUCUAUAAAAUAGCCUGGCUCCUAACAACAAAUACAGCACUGCAAGCUUUAGAAUACCUCACAUAUUCCUCACUCUAUUUUUGUGUGGUUUGUCAAAUAUUGUGCAGUUUUGAGAGAACAAUGCAAUCCAAGGUUUUAUGACUUUCUCUGUAAUAGUCUUGGUCAUUGUUGGACAGUAUGUCGAAAGUAGAGGUGGGAGCUGGUACACUGUACAUCUUUGCAGUGUUUACAUUUUUCGGGGAAUGGAUUUGCCCAGAAAUCUGAACUCAUUUUAGCCCUAAUCCCUUAGCAGCAUAGUUAUAAUGAUAGUUCCUUGGACACCGCUUCUGAUAAGCUUGACCAUAUCUGCUUUUCUUCCUUCCUUUUAGUGUUUAAAUCUUCAUUUUUAAUAUUUUCCAACACAUUUCUUUUCUUUUACAGAACAAUGUACUGUAAUCAUUUUAGUGAAGUAAACUCUUCUUCCACACAUUCAUGGAAAGAGCCAACAAAACCAAAACAUCAAAGCAAUAUCAAUGUAUGAACUUUCAUACCCUUAUACACAGUAAAACGGAUUAGAUUGAGAGCAGUAGAAUGUUCAGGGCUGUUUUUGGUCUAAUUUCCUAAUGGCUUAUUUGUAAAUGGAUUUAAAAAUGUAUUGUUUCUGUUUUAAGUGCCCUAAAGGGUUUGAUCGUAAAUGUUUAAUGCAUGAUUCAUGAAUGUUUUUUUUUUUUUUUUUUUUAAAUGGCUCAGGAAGUGAUGAGUCACUCAUCCAAGAUUUUGUUUACUUUUUUUUUGAGUGUUGUGAUUUGCAUUCAGUAUUUUUUUUGCUUGUGACAGUGUUGCAAGUUGUAUACAGAAUAUAAUGUCUGUGUACCCAUUGAAGAAGAUAUUCCCUGUAAACACUCCAAUAUGAAUUAUAUUUCUUGUCUUUGA